This is a messenger RNA of Octopus bimaculoides (California two-spot octopus), 625 nucleotides long. RefSeq lists its product as uncharacterized. Gene Ontology annotation, molecular function: ErbB-2 class receptor binding; calcium ion binding; DNA binding. Gene Ontology annotation, cellular component: membrane. Gene Ontology annotation, biological process: cell-matrix adhesion; cell communication. NCBI's taxonomy places the organism in Eukaryota, Metazoa, Mollusca, Cephalopoda, Octopoda, Octopodidae. The record is from RefSeq and is a predicted model, not a curated record.
AUGUCAACAGAUGUGACAACUGAGGGACUGUCAACAGAGGGAACCACACAUCCCUCAACAGAAUAUCGAACAGAUGCCAUGUCAACAGAUGUGACAACAGAGGCUCUAUCAACAGGUGAAACCACACAUCCCGCAACAGAAUAUUCAACAGUGACCAUGUCAACAGAUUUGACAACAGACAUUCAAUCAACAGAUGAAACCACACAUCCUACAGCAGAAUAUUCAACACACUCCAUAUCAACAGAUUUGACAACAGAUGCUCCGUCAACAGAUGAAACCAUAUAUCCCACUACAGAAUAUUCAACAGGAACCAUGUCAACAGAUGUGACGACAGAGUCUCUAUCAACAGAUGAAAGCAUAACUCCUACAACACAAUAUUCAGCAGGCUCAACGAUAACAAAUACGGAGGAUGUUCUAUCAACAGAUAUGACGUCUCUUACUACAACAAAAUAUUCAGUGGCCUCUACGACUACAAAUGUAACAACAGAUACCCUAUCAACGGAUGAAACCACACAUCCAACAACAGAAUAUUCAACAGCCUCCGAGUCAACACAUACGAUAACAGACGUUUUAUCAACAGAUAAGACUUCUCGUCCUGCAACAGAAUAUUCCACAGCCUCUAUGA